Schistosoma turkestanicum is the source of this 795-nucleotide messenger RNA. Lineage: Eukaryota; Metazoa; Platyhelminthes; Trematoda; Strigeidida; Schistosomatidae. The record is from the annotation of a GenBank genome assembly.
AUGAAAAGAUCCGAUUCUGCGUCAAUUCGUUCAACACAACAAAAAACACAUCAUGAUAACAAUAUUGACAAAUUAACGGAAUUCAAAAAAACGCCAAAUUCUCCAUGUAGUAAUAGUAAUAAUAAUAAUAAUAAUAAUCACAAUACUCAUAAUAAUCAUAAUAGUAAUUCACCAACAUUUUCCAUACAUUCAGCACCAUUUCUUCUAAAUCAACAACCAAAUGAUACAACACAAUUAACACCGAAAUCCACAAUGUACGAUACAAGCAUUGGUUCAUUUUCUAUGACAAGUGUUAAAGAAAUAUUAGAACGUUUAAAAAUGGAAGUUGAAUUUGAACGUAAUAAACGUACCAUAAUAGCUAGACAACGUAAUCAAGAUAUACACAAAUUGACAACACGUUCAAAAGCUGAAAAUCGUCUCUUAUUGUGUGCAUUAAAACAUGCUGAAAAUAAAGCUAGAAUGUAUCGUGAUGAAUAUCAUAAGUUGAAAACUAAAGGAAACAAAAUCGAUUUGGGAGAGAAUUUGCGCGAGGUCACUGAAUCAGAAGGAAAACAAUGUGCUAUUGACAAUGGAGCUUAUAAAUUCUUGGAAACAUCAGCUAAAAAUGGUUCAAAUGUUUUGGAAGCAUUUACCGCUGCUGUACGAAGUGUUCUAGAACAAAUUCAGAAUGGUUCUAAUCCAAGUCAAAUGUCCUAUCCAGUUGGAAUUGGUCCUGCUCAGUUAACUCUUCCUGGAUCAAAUGAAUCUUGUUUAUUCAUUAUUAUAUCACAAAUCUUGUUUGAGUAUGAUGGAUGA